This is a messenger RNA of Hordeum vulgare subsp. vulgare (domesticated barley), 1430 nucleotides long. RefSeq lists its product as uncharacterized. NCBI's taxonomy places the organism in Eukaryota, Viridiplantae, Streptophyta, Magnoliopsida, Poales, Poaceae. The record is from RefSeq and is a predicted model, not a curated record. The transcript is spliced from 8 exons. The coding region runs from base 117 to 1262 and encodes 381 amino acids.
CGGAAUACUUACGCGGUGACCGCUUUACUCUGUCCCCGCCAUCUCCUCCUUAUUCUCCUCUUCUCCACCCCCAAACCCGCCGAAACCCCAAAUCGCGCGACCUCCGCCAGAAAUCCAUGGGUGGCGGCAGCGGUGACCUCAGCCCCACCAGCAUCCCCGCCUCCCCUUCUUCGUCUUCAUCGGAGCCCCUCCCACGAGGACGAGGGUUUGCCGAUUAUGUGCCGGUCUCUGACGGCGACUCCGAAGGGUGCUGCAUCUGCGACGACCCCGAGGUGGCGGCCCUUCUCGAUGGCAGCCAGUUUCAGCACCGGUCGCUGCGGGAGGCGAAAGACCUCAUCAGGAGGUAUAAGCCUGGAUGCUGGAUUGAAGGAGUUGGCGACACAAAAGGUGGGGACUAUUCGGUGCCUGAUACCACCACAUUGUUGUUGGUGGGGCCUAGAGGUGCUGGGAAAAGUGCACUUGUGAACCGAAUUACACGGGUCUUUGACAAAGAUGACGAUCCUUUUGCACCAGAGCGCGCACAAGUUUCCUAUAAUUCCAAAUCAAAUGGUACAAGUUUUGUUCGGGAGUACAAAAUCCCAAGAAAUUCAAACGGUAUAUGUAUUUGUGAUACAAGGAGCUUGUCCAGAAAUCCAGAAAAGGAUUUCAAAAUCCUGCAACGUUGGAUGACGAAGGGAAUUAGCCAUGGGGAGAUGGUGACGUGGGAUACCGAUGAUGGCACUAAGAUUAAGAACCUCAAAGCAAUGGGGAGGCAAUACAGUUUUUUGCCUUGCAAAACUAGGAAGGUCAACUUUGUGAUAUUUGUGAUUGAUGGUCUUUCUGUCCUAAAAUCAAUUGGAAGUGAUAAUAAAGGAUACAUGGAUAUGCUCCACGAGACAUUUAUGAAUCCAUUCUUGUCUUUUGGAGAUGACAAGCCUGCUGUUGUGGUUACUCAUGGGGAUAGACUAUCGUUUCAACAACGUUCCCAAGUUCAGAAUGAGUUAGCAGAGACACUUGCCAUUCCACCCCAACAAAUUUUUGAUAUACCAGGUUCUGAUGACUAUGAAACUGAUAUGGUUGUGCUGGAUAUGCUGCGUUACUGUAUCCAACAUGCUGAGCAGAACUUCUCUAUGAAACUGAAUAAUCUUGUAGAGAUGCAUGGGCGUGAAACCCUUGCAGAGAUGAUGGCGCGGUUGAUGGGACUAGACGCAGUCAUGGAUGUCACCAUUGUUUUCCUAUGUGCUGUAGCCCUUCUACUUCGUGUAUCAGAUAACUUACUGUAGUGGUAGCUGGUGUUCUGCUAUUGUGGAUUGUAAAUAAAGUUGUGUGAUCAGAAGGAGUGCUCCAGAGUAUGCCACGCACUUUCUUACCACUAUCGAAGAAGACGUGUGACUUCACCAUAUACGAUAUGUACUGUCUGAAAAUAUACAUGGAAGAAGCUUUGCACUGCA